AUGGCGGCGCCCAGCGCGGCGGGGCUGAGCUGGAGGCUGCGGGCCUGGCUGCCCCGGCUGAUGCAGGUGAGAUGGAGUCGCUACAACCCCAGUUAUUUAGAGCCAGAAUUGAACAAGGAAUUGUUUCAGAAGCCUUUGGAGGAGCUGUCUGAGGAGGAAAAGGAGAAACUGGAGCUUAGGAAAAUUCACCCCAUAAAAGCUGCUCCUUCCACAGUCUCCAGCUCUGUGUUCAGCGACCCUAUGAUCAGCAAAUUCACCAAUAUGAUGAUGAAGCAUGGAAAUAAAGUGCUGGCCAGAAGCCUCAUGGCUCAGACCCUAGAGGCCAUUAAGAGGAAGCAGCUGGAGAAGUACCACAAAGCUCCAGAAGAAGAGAAGGAGACAAUUGAAUGCAACCCUUAUGUCAUUUUCCACCAGGCUCUGAAAAACUGCCAGCCCAUCAUUGGGCUCAGCAACAUCACAAGAGGAGGCAAAACCUACCAGGUCCCAGUCCCUCUGAAGGACAACCGGAAGCGUUUCCUGGCCAUGAAGUGGUUGAUCACCGAGUGCAGGGAGAACAAGCACCGCAGGACACUGAUGCCUGAGAAGCUCUCCCAGGAGCUGCUCCAGGCCUUCAACAACGAGGGGCCCAUCAUCAAGAAGAAGCACGUGCUGCACAAGAUGGCAGAGGCCAACAGGGCUUACGCCCACUACCGCUGGUGGUAGGGACGCUGUGCGCGGGACACGAUGCCACCAGCCCCAGGGCUGCCUGCCUGAUGGAAGCUGGGGAAAAGAGGGAAAGGUGACAGAUCCCCCUCCAGGCAGCUUCUGAACUAAACCAGGGACAGCCCAGCCCAUCCCCACAAGGUUCAGUUCCUUUGUGCUCGUUUGGGUGGGGGAAGGGGGAGCCUGAGUUACCAACCCUGCAGACGAUUCUUUCAUCAUCACUUCUCUGUGAGGAGAAGCCUGAGAUGUUUUUCUUGGAACAAGGCUGUACAAAAUAAUCUUCUCCUUCCGUGCCUCCUGGGGGACCUGUGUGUCUCUGCUCCUGUAAUCAAUGUUUUUGGCUGCACUGCUAAGAACAGAGCUGGAUGUUUUCCCACACCACAACCAACCUUAGUGUGGUUGGUACAAAAGGCAAUAAAAGGCCCUGUUUGAUUUUUUUUUUUUUGUUGUUCUGGUCAUCAGCAACACUGUCUGCACAGAUCUGAUAGGAUUGUCAACAGCAAAAAUAAAUCCAGUUUUAU
Indicator indicator is the source of this 1223-nucleotide messenger RNA. RefSeq names its product mitochondrial ribosomal protein S7 (gene MRPS7). The coding region runs from base 1 to 702 and encodes 233 amino acids. Gene Ontology annotation, biological process: ribosomal small subunit assembly; translation. The record is from RefSeq and is a predicted model, not a curated record. Gene Ontology annotation, molecular function: structural constituent of ribosome; mRNA binding; rRNA binding. NCBI's taxonomy places the organism in Eukaryota, Metazoa, Chordata, Aves, Piciformes, Indicatoridae. Gene Ontology annotation, cellular component: ribosome. The transcript is spliced from 5 exons.